AUGGCUUCCGUACCCAAACGCCAUACAUAUAGUGGCAAUGUCGCCACCGAAAGAAACCACCAUCCUCUUCAAAGGAAUAACGAGAUUUUGUAUCCUAUACGUAAAAGCCCACGGAAACAUGCCACCUUUGGGCCAUAUAUAGUGGGUUCUACUCUGGGUGAAGGGGAGUUUGGUAAAGUUAAAUUGGGCUGGUCUAAAGCAUCCUCGCCCAAUGAGGUUCCUAAGCAAGUUGCGAUAAAACUAAUUAGAAGAGAUACCAUCAAGAAAGAUGCCGAUAAAGAAGUUAAAAUAUACCGUGAAAUUAAUGCACUGAAGCAUUUGACCCAUCCAAACAUUAUUUAUUUAGAAGAGGUUUUACAGAAUUCAAAGUACAUUGGGAUAGUACUGGAGUUUGUAUCUGGAGGUGAAUUUUAUAAGUAUAUCCAAAGAAAGAGAAGGUUAAAGGAAUCUUCUGCAUGCAGGCUGUUUGCCCAAUUAAUUAGUGGUGUCAACUAUAUGCAUUCCAAGGGACUUGUUCAUAGGGACUUGAAACUGGAAAACUUAUUAAUGGAUAAACAUGAAAAUCUAGUCAUCACAGACUUUGGCUUUGUGAAUGAAUUCUUCGAAGAUAAUGAACUGAUGAGUACUUCCUGUGGUUCCCCUUGUUAUGCAGCACCAGAAUUAGUCGUUAGUACUAAGGCAUACGAGGCGAGGAAGGCGGAUGUUUGGUCCUGUGGUGUCAUUCUUUACGCUAUGCUUGCUGGGUAUCUACCAUGGGAUGACGAUCAUGAAAAUCCAACAGGUGACGAUAUCGCUAGACUAUACCAGUACAUUACCCAAACACCCCUUAAGUUUCCUGAGUAUAUAACGCCUAUUCCAAGAGACCUUUUAAGACGAAUUCUGGUACCGAACCCAAGAAGAAGAGUAAGCUUACGGGCAAUUCAAAGACAUGAGUGGUUGAAACCACAUCAGGCCUUUUUAAGCAUUCAGCCGAACUACUGGGAUGAACAAUUGCAAAAAGGACAUCCGCAACUAGCUGCUGGGGGCGAUGUUGGUCGACAUACAACUUAUUCCUCGCCAACAUCCUCCCACUCGAAAAGUAGGGAUAGGAACUCGCUGAUAAUAGAGUCAACCAUAGAGCAAUCUCGAAUGUCUCCGCAACCCGUGGCUACUAGACCGGAUUCAUCAAUAUCCAUCAGCGAUUCCACGUUGAUACCGAACAAUACGAAAAGAAAUCAAACUGAAUCUAGGGUAGUUAGCGAUCGUUCAAGUGAAUCGAACAAUCAUAAACGAAACACCACGAACAGCUCUUUACAAGCAGAACAAACUGCUAGGCACUCUUCCAAAGGCAAGAAACAUACAUCAGUUACUGGGCUUCUUACAAUCCCUGGCUCUCCUACCAUCGCGAGGACAAGGAAUAUAUCAUCGGAACCUACUGGCCAGGUAAACGCUCCCAAUCAGACGACUUUUACUCAGGAGGAUUUCCAUCGUGUCGGUAAUUACCACGUGCCUCGUAAUAAACCUAGGCCUACUUCUUACUAUCCUGGGCUUAUUCGAAACACUGCGGAUGAGAGUUUAAUGGAUAUUCCGGUAAAUAAAUUAACCGGAAAGUUGCCGGACUGCAAAAACUUGGUUUCUUCAAAGAAGCCAGAAGGCAUUUCUUCGGACACUGCACAUGAUGCUACUAAAGCUGCUGUUUCUAAUAAUUCCAUUAUAAUAUUACCGGAAGGCCCAGCAGUGAAAAAUUCGCCGGUAGAUUAUCACUAUGCUAUUGGUGACCUGAAUUAUGGUGAUCAACCAACAACAGAAGCUAUCGCGAAAAUGAAUAGAGAUCUUGCUCAUAAAAUAAUAGAGAACGUUGCGCCGCUUGAAAAGAUCGACUUGGAGGAUGAAUCGGUGGUCUCAACUGCUAAAGAGUCCAAUGGCUCUGUUAGUGAAGAAGAUACUGAAAUUCGGCCAGGUAAUGUUGUCAAUCCUUCUAACAAAUCGGUUUUUUCCUUGGAAAAAGAAAAUAGGAAAAACUACGAAAGAAAAAGGUUCAGUUUCAUGUCAUUAUAUUCAUCCUUGAAUGGGUCGAGAUCCACUGUGGAAUCUCGUCAAUCAAAGGUCAAUAUGCCUCCUGUGUCGUCUAGAAAUCCAUCAGGACAGUCAAAUAAGAGCAGUACCAAAAUAACUCAGCAACAACCGCGUACUCUUGUCGAUAACGGUGUGCCGACUAUACCAACGCCUGCUAACAACAUUAAUGACGGUGGAGGAAGGAUUGUCAAUUCUGGUAAUACUGGAAGUGGCAAUCCUAGUAGGCCUAUGCGAGCUUCUGUUAUGAUUUCAACGUUACGAGAAGAAGAAAGAAGUACAGUGUCUACUGAAGGGCACAACGUUGAGGCUCAGACUUCAACAGCAAGAAAAGUUUUGAAUUUUUUCAAGAGAAGAAGCAUGAGGAUUUAG
Molecule: messenger RNA, 2424 nt
Organism: Saccharomyces eubayanus
Lineage: Eukaryota; Fungi; Ascomycota; Saccharomycetes; Saccharomycetales; Saccharomycetaceae
Gene: KIN4
Product: putative serine/threonine protein kinase KIN4
Exons: 1
Coding region: 1-2424 (807 amino acids)
Biological process (GO): intracellular signal transduction; protein phosphorylation; microtubule cytoskeleton organization
Cellular component (GO): cytoplasm
Molecular function (GO): tau-protein kinase activity; ATP binding; protein serine/threonine kinase activity
Source: RefSeq, a predicted model, not a curated record